UCAGGCCAAAAUUAGGCCUUCAACCCAAAUAAAUUAGCGAACUAAAGCGACAACUUUCAAUUUUCAAGCCACUGCGCAUAGUAUGCAAGCCAAGCCACUACUUCAAAGGCCAGUGGCACCCAGGCCCAGGCAAGUAAAUGAUCCUUAUCCGUUGUUUCUUGUUUGUUAACUGUUUUGAUUACUUCACAUGGCAGUGGUAGUGGAGCAUGAACAUGAACCACGGUAGCAACACCGGGAUCGGGACGGCGAGAUCAUCUUCGUCACUAGCAAUAGCAACAUCGUCUGUGACGACGUCGUCACGGGUGUCUUCGUCGGGGAAGAGAAUACAGAGGGAGAUGAUGGAGCUAAACGUGGAUCCUCCUCAAGACUGCUCUGCCUGUCCCAAGGGCGAUAAUCUCUACCACUGGAUCUCCACCUUCAUUGGACCCCCUCGAACCCCAUAUGAAGGUGGAAUAUUUUUCCUUGACAUAAUAAUAUUUCCAAGUGAUUACCCAUUCAAACCACCCAAGGUAGUUUUCAAAACUCGUAUCUUCAAUUGCAAUGUUGAUUCUGCCGGCAAUUUUUUUUUUGAGUGA
This is a messenger RNA of Tripterygium wilfordii, 575 nucleotides long. Its product is annotated as constitutive photomorphogenesis protein 10-like. The record is from RefSeq and is a predicted model, not a curated record. The transcript has 4 exons. Bases 207 to 575 code for a protein of 122 amino acids. Lineage: Eukaryota; Viridiplantae; Streptophyta; Magnoliopsida; Celastrales; Celastraceae.